GAUAGCAUAUAAUGCAUUUCUCAGUUGAGUGUAAAUGAAAGCACUCGUAUGAGGAACGAAAAGGUUGUUCUGCACAAUACAACCCCACACAACUCAAAGUAUCACCCAUGUGACUGAGUACAGGGGUUAUUUCCUGGCCAACUUUUGUCAGAGGGUGGAGGAUUGUGAAAGGGUGGAGUUCAAUCAGUCCAACACACAUCAGUCAAGCGAAUUAAGAAUCGCUGUUAUCUUGUUACUCACAAAUCCCAUCAUGUCCACGGCGUUCAGGUCCUGUUUUGUGCUCAUCGGCUUCAUAUUGGCGUACAUCACUUAUUUGCUGUUGGGAGCGCUGGUUUUCUCUGCCAUCGAGCGGCCCGUCGAAGAAACACUGAAGUCAGACCUGAGCUCCCUGAAAGCUAAGUUCCUCAACCUGAGCUGCAUCAACGCCACGGCUCUUGAAGUUUUCUUGGAAGAAGUUUUAAGAGCGAAUAAAUACGGCGUGUCGGUCCUUGAAAAUGCCACACUCCGUACAAACUGGGAUUUGGCGUCUUCGCUGUUCUUUGCAAACACGAUGGUCACGACAGUGGGAUACGGCCACACUACGCCGCUCUCUGAUGUGGGUAAAGCUUUCUCCAUCGUGUAUGCUCUGAUCGGAGUGCCCUUCACCAUGCUAGUGCUCACAGCCUGUGUCCAGCGCCUCAUGCACCCUCUGACCUACGGGCCGAUCUCCAUGUGCCAGCGGAGGGCAGGCCUGCAGCCACGCGCCUCCAGUGUGGUGCACUUCAUCGUACUGCUGUUUCUGGUGGUGCUCGGCUUCUUUGUGUUGCCUGCACUGGUGUUCAGCACCAUAGAAGAAACCUGGUCUUUCUUAGACGCCUUCUACUUUUGUUUCAUCUCCCUCUGCACUAUAGGACUGGGAGACUUUGUGCCGGCAGAAAAGCCAGGACAGAGACUCAGAGCUUUGUACAAGAUAUCAGUCAUGGUCUACCUGUUUGUGGGUUUGAUGAUCAUGUUCCUGGUCCUUCGUACUUUCCACAAGCUUGCAGAUGUGCACGGCUGGACUGCUUUCUUCCAGCUGCCGAGCUGCGAGGAGGAAGAUGAGGAUAAAGAGCCAAUAAUAGAGCGAGAGCCUGAUGAUGAAUCGCCCGAGGCAGAGAAGGACUCAAUUAAUCCUCUGGAUCCCAGCUCUCAAGUGUCCUACAACUCCAUCAAUAGUUAAAACACCAGUUUGCUCCACAUUCUGAUGAGGUCACUUACUUUCACAGUGUCCUGCACAAUUGUCUGGACAUGUAACACCAACACGUUGCAGUUUAAGGUCAAGACAAUCGAGAUGUGCAAUACAGUACACCUCACUGUUGGACAGAACCGCUUCUGAUGCUUUGUAGGAGCAAAGCAUCUGGGAAGAACAUUUUCACUAAUUCGGUUUCUGUUGAGUUGCCAAAUCUGAUCUUUAAGACUAUAGGGGAUAUUGACAUUGCUUUAGGAAAUUGAAAACUUGCUCAUUGUGUCCUAAGUGUGAAUCAUCUUUAGUGUUGUUUUGUGUAGGAUUCGUAACUGAUGACUGUUUUCAGAUCAUUAAGUGACUAUUUUUUUUGUUGCAUGGACUAAGACCGCUCUGGACCACAGAAACAGGAAGAGAAUGCUGCUGCUUGCACC
This is a messenger RNA of Sinocyclocheilus anshuiensis, 1635 nucleotides long. Its product is annotated as potassium channel subfamily K member 6-like. Gene Ontology annotation, cellular component: plasma membrane. The transcript has 3 exons. Gene Ontology annotation, biological process: potassium ion transmembrane transport; stabilization of membrane potential. Gene Ontology annotation, molecular function: outward rectifier potassium channel activity; potassium ion leak channel activity. Lineage: Eukaryota; Metazoa; Chordata; Actinopteri; Cypriniformes; Cyprinidae. Bases 251 to 1198 code for a protein of 315 amino acids. The record is from RefSeq and is a predicted model, not a curated record.